ACAAGAAUCUUCAAGGCAGUGAGCGAUCAGUUGAGUCUUGAACUUGAUUGUGCCAAGUCAGAAACACAAUAUAUAAUAACUUCUUCCUAAUCUUUUAAUCUUCUGCUUUGAUCUCUCUCUCUCUCUCUCUCCCUCUCUUCUCCACUGCAUUGAAGUUAGAGAAAACCGAACCUUCCUUGUUUCUUCAGAUCCAACCUCCUCCCUCUCUAUUUCAUUCUUCCAGCGUGUUGUGAAGAACAUGUUGGAGAAAGUGGAAGAGUUCAACAUGGAGAAGGUGAUCCAAGAGUUUGAGACACUUACAAAAGAUGCCGGAAGGGUUCAGAGGGAAACCCUCAAGAGGAUUCUGGAGGAUAAUGCUUCAGCUGAGUAUUUGCAGAAUUUGGGUCUCAACGGAAGAACUGACCCUGAAAGUUUCAAGGCUUGUGUACCACUUGUUACCCACAAAGAAUUGGAGCCUUAUAUACAUAGAAUCAUUGAUGGAGACACUUCUUCUAUUCUCACUGGAAAACCUAUCACUACUAUGUCAUUAAGCUCUGGCACUACUCAGGGGAAGCCAAAAUAUCUGCCAUGGAAUGAUGAAUUGUUUGAAACCACUAUGCAGAUAUAUCAGACCUCUUUUGCCUAUAGGAAUAGAGAGUUCCCUAUCAAGAAUGGGAAGGCUUUGAGCUUCAUAUACAGCAGCAAACAGUUCAAAACAAAAGGGGGUGUGGCAGCCGGAACUGCCACGACCAAUGUGUUCCGCAAUUCGCGGUACAAGCGGGAGAUGAAGGCACUCCAAUCCCAAUGUUGCAGCCCAGAUGAAGUGAUAUUCGGCCCUGACUUCUUUCAAUCACUCUACUGCCACCUCUUGUGUGGACUAAUCUUCCAUGAAGAAGUUCAGCUUGUUUCGUCCGUAUUUGCACACAGCAUUGUCCAUGCAUUUAGAACAUUCGAACAGGUAUGGGAAGAGCUUUGCACUGAUAUCAAACAAGGUGUCCUCAGCAGCCGGAUCACGGUUCCGUCGAUCCGAGCAGUCAUGUCCAAGCUCCUAAAACCGAACCCAGAGCUUGCCAACCUGAUCCAUGCAAAAUGUGUGGGAUUGAGCAACUGGUAUGGCCUAAUACCGGAGCUUUUUCCUAAUGCAAAGUAUGUGUACGGAAUAAUGACAGGGUCAAUGGAGCCAUAUUUGAAAAAGAUGAGGCAUUAUGCUGGGGAGCUGCCAUUGUUGACCGCUGACUAUGGAUCCUCUGAAGGGUGGAUUGCUGCAAAUGUGAACCCAAGACUUGCACCUGAAUUUGCUACUUAUGCUGUGCUUCCUCAAAUUGGUUACUUUGAAUUCAUUCCACUCACACAGCUUGAAAAUAAUGAUGCUUCUUCUUCUUUCCUCUCUAUUGAUCUCAACCCAGUGGGCCUCUCUGAGGUCAAGGUUGGUGAGGAGUACGAAAUUGUCAUCACCAAUCCAGCAGGUUUAUACAGGUAUAGGCUAGGGGACGUUGUGAAGGUUAUGGGAUUCCAUAACUCAAGUCCAGAACUGAAAUUCGUUCGUCGGAGCAGUCUUCUUCUUACCAUCAACAUUGACAAGAACACGGAGGCGGAUUUGCAGUUGGCGGUGGAAGCAGCGGGGAAAGUGUUGGCAGAGGAGAAACUAGAAGUAGUUGACUUCACCAGCCAUGUUGACUUGUCAAAGGAGCCAGGGCAUUAUGUUAUAUUCUGGGAAAUCAAUGGAGAAGCUAGUGAACAAGUUCUUGGUGAAUGCUGCAACUGUUUGGACAAGUCCUUUGUUGAUGCAGGGUACACUAGCUCCCGCAAGGUCAACUGCAUUGGGCCCCUCGAACUCCGGCUUGUUAGGAGGGGAACAUUCCAGAAGAUUCUAGAACAUUACCUUGGACUUGGAGCUACUGUUAGUCAGUAUAAGACUCCAAGAUGUGUAGGCCCUACAAACUCCACUGUCUUGCAAAUCUUGACUGAUAAUGUUGUCAAAACCUAUCUCAGUACUGCUUUCAAUUGAAAUUAAUAAUAAUAAUAAUUGGCAAUUUUGCAAGCUAA
Molecule: messenger RNA, 2025 nt
Organism: Arachis duranensis
Lineage: Eukaryota; Viridiplantae; Streptophyta; Magnoliopsida; Fabales; Fabaceae
Product: jasmonoyl--L-amino acid synthetase JAR4
Exons: 5
Coding region: 239-1987 (582 amino acids)
Cellular component (GO): cytoplasm
Molecular function (GO): acid-amino acid ligase activity
Source: RefSeq, a predicted model, not a curated record